AUGGGGCAAGGCACGAAGGCUAUGCCCAGAGCCGGGACCAGCGCACGUGCACAUGCACGUGAUGUGCUAGGCACAGUCACAGGCGAGCGUAGCUCAGAAACUGCUUUCCAUUUCCGUACAGUAUUUAAAUAUCAUAUGAGCAAGCAAUUCCACCUGGGCAAAAAGUUCAUUAGUCUCGAGCAGGAUGAGCAGCAGGAUGAGCAGCACGAUCAACAGCAGGAACAAGACGAUAAUCAGGAGGAUAAGGAGGAGGAUAAUGAGGAGGAUAAUGAGGAGGAUAAUGAGGAGGAUAAUGAGGAGGAAGAUGAGGAGGAAGAUGAGGAGGAGGAGGAGGAGGAGGACGACGACGACGAGGAGGAGGAGGAUGAUCACCAACAUAAUCAGGAGCACGACGAACAGCAGCACCAAGCGCAGUACAACCACCAAAAGCAUGGUAAUAACGAGAAUGGCAAUCAGAACAGCGACAAUGACACUGAUGCCGAUACCGAUAUCGAAUUAGGUCGUCAACUUGCAAGCCUAACGAUAGAUAACAGUGCGAUCUUGCGGUUCAUGUCAAUCGUAUACGCUUGGGACAGUACGGACGAUACAUUGAAAAGCUCGUUCGCCUCGAAAAAGCCUACGGACGAAUUGCCAACUAUUAAGCACUACGAUAAUCUACGACGAAAAGCACAAAAUCUCUCGAUUUUGUACACCGUUUUGGGCAUAUCAGCCAGUUUUCGGCUUUCCAAAGUCAUGAAAGAAGAUUAG
Messenger RNA from Neurospora tetrasperma FGSC 2508, 747 nucleotides. RefSeq lists its product as uncharacterized. Bases 1 to 747 code for a protein of 248 amino acids. The record is from RefSeq and is a predicted model, not a curated record. NCBI's taxonomy places the organism in Eukaryota, Fungi, Ascomycota, Sordariomycetes, Sordariales, Sordariaceae. The transcript is spliced from 6 exons.